Molecule: messenger RNA, 1059 nt
Organism: Sporisorium graminicola
Lineage: Eukaryota; Fungi; Basidiomycota; Ustilaginomycetes; Ustilaginales; Ustilaginaceae
Exons: 1
Coding region: 1-1059 (352 amino acids)
Source: RefSeq, a predicted model, not a curated record
AUGGCAGGCGACGACGACCAUUAUUCGACGCACCGAAGUCGGCGAGACGAUCGUGACGCAUCGCAUCGACGCACACAUGGCAGUGAUCGAGAGCACAAUCGUGAAACCUCUCGACGACGAUCUAGGUCGCCCUCACCACAUGCGCAAUCACGGACUCUGCAUCCCGUACUCGCCCGCUUUGGAGUGCGCGAACUCACGCCAGACGACUACUACAUCCGAUCUGCCGAGUUCAAAGCGUGGCUGUCCGAGACCAAGUCGAAGUACCUCGAUGAGAUAUCCAGCCAGGAUGCACGGCGGUAUUUUGAGCGGUUCGUCCGCCGGUGGAACGAGGGUCGACUCGACGAUGACUUUUACACUGGCAAGAUCCGUGGAGCCAGUGUAGCAUCCGGAUCGGGUACGAGGCAUCGGUGGGGUUUUGCGACCGCGUCGGCAGCGGAGAAGGAGCAGCUGGCGAUGGUUCGGGAUACCGUCGAUACGCUGACCAACGGCGAUAGUCGCGGAGCGGCCGAGGCUCGGGAUGCCGAACGCCGCGCUCGACACGGCCGGUCGAUGCAGUCCCAGAGCGAUGCAGGUCCCCCUCUUCCUACCCCACCAGCGCGGGACUCGGGCUGGACGUCCAGGAAAAGCCACGCAGAAUCGCAGUACGAUCGCGAACACACCCAGCAGCUCUCGCGCGUCGCUGCCUCAGAAACUCGCCGCCGGGCGCGCCACGACCAAGCCGACCAAGACGAAGCCCUCCAUGGCCGUGCGACAGGACGUGAACGGGCCUUAGAGAAAAAGCGCCAGCUCAACACCGAUAACCGUGACUUUGCCAAUCGACGCCUCAACGACGAUGGCAUCGAAUUGGACGACCGUGAGCUGUACGACGACGAUAGUCCCGCGCUAAAAGCAGGUGGCUCAGGGGAGAGGAGGAUGGGCAAGAGGGAGCAAUCUCGUCAAGAGAGGCUGGAGGAGAGAAGGGCAGAGAUGCAGGAGAAGGUGUCGGCGAUGAAGGAGAAGGAUAGUAAGACCAUGGAAAUGCUCAGAGCGUUGGCUCAGGAAAGGUUUGGCGGGUCGUAG